Trichophyton verrucosum HKI 0517 is the source of this 1797-nucleotide messenger RNA. RefSeq lists its product as uncharacterized. NCBI's taxonomy places the organism in Eukaryota, Fungi, Ascomycota, Eurotiomycetes, Onygenales, Arthrodermataceae. The record is from RefSeq and is a predicted model, not a curated record. The transcript is spliced from 4 exons. Gene Ontology annotation, molecular function: metal ion binding. The coding region runs from base 1 to 1797 and encodes 598 amino acids.
AUGCCUAACCGAUCUAUAGGCGGGGGCAGAGUUUUAGGUAGUGGACGGUCGAUAAAUCCUGCUCCGCCAAAACCACUGCCCAAAACUAGCUCAUCGAAUGCGAUAUCGCCGUCUGCUAGCAGUGUCUCUUUGGCUUCCCAGACCUCUAACUCGCAGGUAUCGUCUGAUACACAGGAUCUAUCCUCGAGGGUCUUUCUAAAAAAUGGAGAUUCGUCCAUAGCCAAGGCUUCCCGCAGCACUGGGGCGCUGGUUUGCCCUAUCUGCAACGAAGGGAUGCAAGUGGAAGUGAAGGACUGGUUCCAGACACAGGUCGAAAAGGCCAAACGAUUUCAACCACUUGCUGUACUCAACCAGAAGCUGAAAGGCCUGGAAGUCUUUGAAUCUAACCAAAACACUCAACUUUUACCACCGUCAACACGACCCACCGCUGAAAGCUCGGUUUCCGAGGCCGCUAAACCUAUCGACCCUGAUGACCUGAUAACGAAGUCUCACUGGCAGCAACGGUCACUUAAUGAUGUUUGCCUGGAUCCCAUGUGUGAGAAAAGGCUUACCGCAACAAAUGGCUGUAUCAACUGCAGAAAAUGUGGCCGUCUAUUCUGCGAGGAUCACACCAUGUAUCAGAUGAAGCUUUCGAGAAAACCUACAGUUGACAAAGCCUUCCUAGAAAUCUCCCGGCUGGAAAAGAGAUUGACACGUCUAACUCAACUACUUGCCGGGCUACCUCUAGAGCAAGUGCAGUCUAAAAGAUGGGCCAUUGGUUGGCAAACAGACCAGAGGAAAGCACUCGAACAGUCUGUCGUCAGUUGGCAAGAUGAUGUGGAAGUUUCCAACUGCCCUUUUUGUCAGCAGGAGUUCUCUGCGUACAUAUUCCGAAGACAUCAUUGCAGAACAUGCGGUAGGGUUGUUUGUGGCGAUCCGGCAACUGAAUGUUCUUCUUUAAUAAGCCUUGAUGUGGCCAAAUAUUGCAAAACCACCAUAUUUAGUAAACGAGAUUUCAUGGAAGAUAUCGCCAAAGAGCCACCGGAUGUCCGCGCUUAUAAAAACCUUGUCCAGUUCGAACGAGGGAUUAGGCUGUUAUUGCCGAGAUUUCACAAGAUUCUAGCAGCUCUUCAGUUCGUUUCCCCUCAACUCGACAAUUCCCGUGGCUGUUUUCUAACUAUAUAUACAACUAGAGACCCCGAUAACCCUCCAGAGCCGGCUCAACUAACUGAGGCGUCUAAAGUCCGUAAAAGGCUAAUUGACUCUUUUGCUCAAUACGAUGUAGCCGCAAGGCGCAUUCGUGACCACCCAACAGAAUCGCCAACACAAGCAAAACUUCAACAAGCAAUAUACCAUCAAGCCACAAGCUUCCUCCACUUGCAUAUGCUUCCACUCAAAACUCUUCCCAAAAUCCUGAAACAUGCCACUCCGCACGGCAGGAAUUUCAGUUUUGAUUCGUCAUCCUCAGAUGGCAGGCGCAUGAACGGGGGCAAUGCCCAGCCCCGUUCCCUUGCGUCCAUUAAAUACGGCAAUCCAGACCAGGGUGGCAGCACCACUAGCCUAGCUAGUAAUAACAGCAGUGCACUCUCAGCGCUUGAAGCGGAAGAGAAAGAACUCCGUGAUCGGCUCAUUGUUCUUGAAGAACAGAGGUUUUUCGUCUCGGAAAUGAUUGCCGACGCCAACAAACGGCGUAAAUUCGACGAGGCAAGCAGCCUUGCUCAAAACGUUGCGGAUUUGAAUAAAGAAAUAGAUCAUGUCAAUGGCAUGAUCAGCCAGUUAGACUUUGAAGGGCUAUUCACUGGCGAUUCAGGCCAGUGA